This is a messenger RNA of Paramisgurnus dabryanus, 2530 nucleotides long. RefSeq names its product zinc finger protein 488 (gene znf488). Gene Ontology annotation, cellular component: nucleus. Gene Ontology annotation, molecular function: protein binding. The record is from RefSeq and is a predicted model, not a curated record. Lineage: Eukaryota; Metazoa; Chordata; Actinopteri; Cypriniformes; Cobitidae. Gene Ontology annotation, biological process: oligodendrocyte development; regulation of DNA-templated transcription.
CUGCUGCGCAGCGCCAAAGACGGUCAAUAGACCACCAGGAUCAAGAGACAGUCGUGAUCGCACGAUCCCUGUGAAUAGGCUACUCGCAAAGUCUGUCUGUUUGGACCGAGUAGUUGCACUGGAUUAACCUACUUUAGCCUUUCAGAAAUAAAACAUGGAGCACAGUUUUAUACACCGCUCGUUGUGGACUAAUGACAGCAAAUUUCUCCAUCACCACGUCGCGGAUUUUUUCACCAGUGUACAAGUAACACAGGAUGUAGCAGCUGGAACAUCUUUCGGACCGUGUGUUCUUUACAAUACAUUUUAUGACACCAUUGCCUUCAUUGCACUGAAAUCAUCUGAUAAAAGGAAUAAAUCGUAUGUUUUUAGGGUAGAUCCUGAGGCGAUGAAAGGCUCCCCAUUAGUAGUUUCUUGGCUACGACUGGUGCAGGCUGCAAUGAGCACAGAAGACCAAAAUACUGAGGCCUACUUAAAAAGUGGACAACUACACUUUAGGACUAUUCGAGAUGUGAAACAGGGAGAGGAACUGCUCGUUUGGUACGACGAGGAGUUGUCUCUUCUUUUGGGAUUCGGAGAUAUAAAGUCAAAGGCCAUGACAGACGGCUUUACAUGCACGCGAUGCGGACAGGCCUUCAAGAACGAGAACCCAUUCCUUGCCCAUUGUCGUUUUUUAUGUGCGCAGGAAAAAGUCGAUAUAAUCCGAUCUAACAACGAACAGAAACAAGCUGAAGUCAAGCGACAACGCAAAGUCGUCGAUUUUCACAACAUUGCAAGAGAUCUGGAAGACAAAAUCAGUUCUUCUGAAGACAGUACGGCACGAAAAAGAAAACACGAUGCUUCUUUAAGCCCACGAAGCAAAAAACAUGUUUUACUGGAGAAAACCAACAUAAAUAAUCAAAUUAACACCACCUUCAAAGACUAUCCUCAUUUUCAGCAUUUGUCAGAAUCUACCAUUAAACUUAAUUCAGACAAUGUAUCAACAAAUGAUAUCACUAAAAGCAGCGCAUUUACAGCUGUUAAAAGACCACCAAGACUCGUCUCAAACCCCAAAAAUUUAUCACAAGAUGUAAUGGCACAAAAUCAAACAGACAGAGGGACUGACGCAAGUCUACAGUCCGACUACAGCGCGUUCUCGUUCGUUUUGCCAAGGAGCGCGCACUCGGAACAAAAGAGCGCGUUUUGUGAACCCAACAGGCGCUCCGAUAUUCAAAAACGAGAUGAAGAAUGCGCUCCACCGGAUUCGGAUGAUAUCUCGGACAGUUUUAAGUCAAAGCCUGCCCUAGGAUACAGAAAUGUACUUGCAUCGCACCUGUUUCAUGGUGACCUGCCAGGCACACAUGCAGGUGGAGUGAUGGCCACCCCUUUGGCUACAGGAGGGCCUUUCUAUUACGCACCCGAGCACUGGACUGGACCUAUAGGUGUUCAGCUGCAGUCUGCUUCAUCUUUGACACUUCUUCCUCCUACUUUCACUCCGUCGGGUGUUUCGGUUCAGAACUGGUGCGCCAAAUGCAACCUCUCAUUUCGCAUGACCUCCGACUUGGUGUUUCACAUGCGCUCCCAUCAUAAAAAAGAGUUCGCCGCAGAAGCUCAGGUGAGACGGAGGAGAGAGGAGAAACUCACCUGCCCCAUCUGCCACGAGUACUUUCGAGAGCGUCACCAUCUUUCACGUCACAUGACCUCUCAUAACUAAGGAGAUGAUAAACUAUUGCACUUUACCGAGACAACUGUUCACGAGAUGCCAUGCGAGCGUUUGCCCAGUGGUCUUUGUUGUUUUACAGACAUAAAUUUAAUGUUAAGUCACACAAGAGUUUAUUUACCAGGGACAUAAAUAUGAACGACGAAUUGCAUAACAUUUGUCCUAUUUUGUGACAGAUAUCAUUCGUGUCCACUUAGAUGGUUCAUUGUAUGUUAAGACACUUUUGGAUAGAGUGCCAAUACAGAAAAAGCGAUGCUUUUCAGAUUUGGGUUACUUUUAAAAAAGUGAAUUUGAAAAUAUGGAAAUUUGUUUUAAAAGAGUUGUUUAAUGAAAGUUUUUGACUAUUUAUCUUUGAUAAAGAUUCUUUGUCUUCCCCCAUAACUUAUUGCUUUUUUAAUCUAUGUAGUCUUUGGCAGUGGAAACCUACAUUGCCACUAGGUGGCUGUAGAGAUUCAUAAUUUAAUCUUUGACAUAGUUCUUACUAAUAUUGUUUUAAUUCUGGUCUCAGUCACCCUAACAGUGCCUUACAAAUGUCAGGAUAAGUAGGUAAAUGGUACAGAAGAAGGUCACUGUUAUAAAAAUGUUCAUAAGCCUUUUAAAAAACUGACUGAUACGUACACUUCACUGUUACACACCUGAAACUUUGCUUUGUACAGAGAUUUUUAUAUUUGAAAUGACAAACCUUUUCCCCUCAAAAUUGCCAAUCUUUGUUACUUUUUUUUCAUAUGUCUACUACUGAUUCUUAACAUUUUUAUCAGCACAAUGACAUGAAGGAUGUAUUUAUUAAAUUGUUGUAUAAAUAACAUUUCUAUUUCAUUAAAUAUUUUGAACAUA